AUGAAGCUCCAAUCCCUCACUCAGACAGCAAGUCUGCUGCUCUCUCUGGGCACCGCAGUAGAGGGUUUCACGCGUUCCAGGAACGACGCCUGCAAGCCCAACAACCCAUUCAAACCAUUGCCUACGAGCCACCAACGAAAUAAGACCUGUCGUGUCCCGGCCCACGGCGACGGCACUGACGACUCGCCUGCUAUUCUGAAAGCUAUCAAGAAGUGCAAUAAUGGCGGAAAGGUCGUCUUUGAUGAGGAUAAGGAAUAUACCAUCGGGACGGCGCUGGAUUUGACGUUCUUGAAGAAUAUCGAUCUCGAAAUUCUCGGCAAGAUCCAAUUCACCAACGACACCGACUACUGGCAAGAGAACUCCUUCAAACACACCUUCCAGAACUCCAGCACCUUCUUCCAGAUCGGUGGCGAAGACGUCAACGUGUAUGGCGGCGGCACGCUGGACGGAAACGGCCAGGUCUGGUACGACCUGUUCGCCGAGGACGCGCUGAUCCUGCGUCCUAUCCUGGUGGGUAUUAUCGGGUUGAAGGGCGGCACGAUCGGGCCGUUGAAGCUGCGGUACUCGCCGCAGUGGUAUCAGCUUGUUGCAAACUCGUCGAAUGUGCUGUUCGAUGGGAUUGAUAUCUCUGGGUAUAGUAGCAGUAAGCAUGAGGCGAAGAAUACGGAUGGAUGGGAUACGUAUCGCUCGGAUAACAUCGUUAUCCAGAACUCGGUGAUCAACAACGGUGAUGACUGUGUCUCCUUCAAGCCCAACAGCACCGACAUCCUCGUCCAGAACCUGCACUGCAACGGCUCCCACGGUAUCUCCGUCGGCUCCCUUGGUCAAUACAAGGGCGAAGUCGACAUCGUGAAGAACGUGCUUGUCUACAACAUCUCUAUGUAUAAUGCUUCGGACAUGGCUCGCAUCAAGGUCUGGCCUGGCAUCGACUCCGCCAUGUCCGAGGACCUUCAAGGCGGAGGCGGUCUAGGCGCGGUCUCCAACAUCACGUAUAACAAGAUGUACAUUGAGAAUGUCGACUGGGCGAUUGAGGUGACGCAGUGCUAUGGACAAAAGAACCUGACGCUUUGCAAUGAGCAUCCGAGCAACUUGACAAUCUCCGAUAUUCAUUUCAAUGACUUCAAGGGCACGACGUCGGGCAAGCGAAACCCCUAUGUUGGAACGAUUGUGUGUUCGAGUCCGGAUGUAUGCUCAGAUAUCUACACGAGUAACAUCGACGUGAAGAGUCCUAAGGGCACGGAUGACUUUGUCUGCACGAAUGUUGACACGGAACUCCUAGACGUCAAGUGUGAGAAACCGAAAAGUGAUAAGCUGGAUGGUUAA
Aspergillus affinis is the source of this 1323-nucleotide messenger RNA. Its product is annotated as putative extracellular exo-polygalacturonase. Gene Ontology annotation, molecular function: polygalacturonase activity. Gene Ontology annotation, biological process: carbohydrate metabolic process. The transcript has 7 exons. The coding region runs from base 1 to 1323 and encodes 440 amino acids. NCBI's taxonomy places the organism in Eukaryota, Fungi, Ascomycota, Eurotiomycetes, Eurotiales, Aspergillaceae. The record is from RefSeq and is a predicted model, not a curated record.